Messenger RNA from Aspergillus steynii IBT 23096, 1329 nucleotides. Its product is annotated as MOSC domain protein. NCBI's taxonomy places the organism in Eukaryota, Fungi, Ascomycota, Eurotiomycetes, Eurotiales, Aspergillaceae. The transcript has 3 exons. Bases 1 to 1329 code for a protein of 442 amino acids. The record is from RefSeq and is a predicted model, not a curated record. Gene Ontology annotation, molecular function: molybdenum ion binding; pyridoxal phosphate binding; catalytic activity.
AUGGACGCCGUCUUUCCUACAAUCAACUAUCUUUAUUCCUUUCUUCCUCUAUUUGUCUUCUAUUUGGUUCAUCUGCGUGCCCAACAACCAACUGCCCCCAGAGGAUGUCGCCGACUCGGUCUCCCAGCAGAUCGCAGUAAUCUUCAAGAUGAAUAUGAUCCCAAAUACAGCCAGGGAGUACCUGAGACUCAAACCGACGCAAAAGGGUGCCCAUCCUGGCGCAUCAAAGCGCUCUUCACAUACCCGAUCAAGAGCUGCACUGGCGUUGAGCUCGACGUGGCCGACGUCGUCCCCACCGGACUGCAAUAUGACCGACAAUUCUGCUUCGCCGAAUACAUGAUUCCCCAGGGGUCUGCUAGCAAACCACACUGGACGGCGCGAACUAUGCGCGAAGGUCCCUUCUGCCGCCUGGCGCUCAUCCGCCCCGAGAUCUGGAUCCCAGACCCUGCAGCGCCCGAUUACCAUCCCGAGCUCGAGGAGGUGAAAUCGCAAGGCGUGCUACUCAUUAAGUACCCUCGCCCAGCAGGCACUGGCUUUCUCUCCUCCCUCAAAAAGCUGGCUAUUCGUCUGGGUCUCAUCUCCCGCGACCUCUCCUUCCGCGUCCCACUCUAUCCCCCUUCAUCACAUCUAUCAAUCUACCCAUCCGCCCCCGUCAAAGUCUGGAAAGACGCCCCCUUCGCAUUCGACUACGCGCAGCACGUCCCUACUUCCCUGCGCGACUUCCUCUGCCCAUCAGAUUCCUCCCCUCGAGGACCUCUAACCCUCUUCCGCGUCGACCCGUCCCACCACCGCGAGAUCUUCCGCUGCGCGCCACGCAAAGAGGACCUCGGCUUCCAGACCGUCACCGGCUUCGCGGACGCCUACCCACUACACCUCCUAAACGUCGCCAGCGUACAGGACGUCGCAGAAAGAUGCUCGCAAUGGAUCCCACGACUCUCGAUCCGGCGGUUCCGAGCGAAUAUCAUCGUCCAGGGACCGAGCGCGUUCGCGGAAGACGCGUGGAAGCGGAUUCGCAUCGCACCGAGUCCAGGUUCUAUCUCGUCCUUGCAAGGCGUGGAGAUCUACACCGUCUGCCGCACGAUGCGCUGCAAGCUUCCGAACGUGGACCCCGACACGGGCAUUCGGCAUCGCAACGAGCCCGAUCGCACGCUCAAGUCCUAUCGCUGUAUUGAUCCCGGCGAUUAUACGAAUGCGGCGCUAGGGAUGCAGCUUGUUCCGGCUGUGGAGGAAUUCACUCUCUCGGUCGGUGACGCGGUGUCUGUGGUUGAAACGGGAGAGCAUUUUUAUAUCAAGAUGUUGGCGCCGGGCGAGAAGGUUGAGGGGGUUUAA